AUGGAUAGUGGUGCAGCUGUGGUGAUACAUUUUGAUCAUGGUGGAGACCGGCAUAUUUCUACAUUAGUGAUGAAAGGAAGAUAUGAGGAGAUUACUUAUUCUCGCUUGGUUGAUAGAAUAUGCAAGAAAAUGAAUAUUGAUGUAGCUGCGACAAAGCUUCAACUGAGUUACUUUCCUCUGGUCGUGGAUAAUAAUAAGAGGCCUUCCUAUAUUCUGGAUGAUGAAGAUGUUUUAGGAUAUUUAAUGGAGGUAGAUAAGAAAAACCGGCGUAGUGUCUUGCACGUGGAGCUUUCCGAAAUUGUCUCAGAAAAUCAGAGUAAUGAGCAGUUCUCUAUGAAUGAGGAAAUUCAGAAUGGUGGCAGAGCUAAUGAUGGUAUGGUUGGAGUUGAGGAGUUGGCAAUUGUUCCUCAAAAACAAUCAGAUGGGUAUGAGCAUGAGAAAAGCAAUGAAGAGGUUGAUGAAAUGGAUGACAGAGAGGAGAUGGCGGCUGUUACACCAGCUGAAGAACCAGUUGUCAAUAUUGAGUGGGAUGAUGGUAUUGAUAUGAGUUUGCAUCAAGAAUUUGCGACUAAGGAUGAAGUGAGGGAUUUAGUGGACAAAGGAGUGCAUUCGAAUUGUUUUGAGGUUGAUAUAUUGAAGUCGAAUCCUAAUCUGUAUGUAUUGAAAUGUCGUGGAGUUGGAUGCAGAUGGUAUUUACGAGCUGCAAAGCUGAAAAAAUCUGAUUUUUUCACUAUCAGAACGUAUAGAAAGAUGCAUACAUGUUCUCGGGGAGAGGGAAGCAUAACCAAGAGGGGGAAAAGAGGCACACCAAGUAUGGUCGCAUCAGUGGUUCAUGCAGAUUAUCCAGGCCAAUUCAAGACUCCAGAUCCAAAGACUCUCAUAAGUUUGGUAAAGAACAAACUAGGUGUCAAGGUUUCAUAUUCUACGGCUUUGAGAGGGAAACACCAAGCUGUCAGUGAUCUGCGUGGUAACCCUGAGGAGAGUUUUGCUAGACUCCCAUCUUACUUGUACAUGUUAGAAAAGAUGAAUCCUGAUACCAUCACACGGUUAGUAGUGGAUGAGACGAACCAGUUCAAGUAUAUGUUCUUUGCGCUCGGAGCUUGCAUUGAAGGGUUUAAGGCGAUGAGGAAAGUGAUAAUAAUGGAUGGAACUCACCUGAAGGGUGUGUACAAAGGAGUGCUUCUCAUUGCCACUGCUCAGGAUCCAGACCAUCAUCAUUAUCCCCUCGCUUUUGCGGUAGUAGAUGGUGAGAAAAAUGCGAGCUGGGAGUGGUUUUUGACUACACUGAAAACUUUGAUACCAGAUGAUCCUCAGCUGGUAUUUUGUACUGAUAGAAACCAAAGCAUCAUCAAGAAAGUACACGAGGUGUACCCAUUGGCGAUCCAUGGAUAUUGCAAUUAUCACUUGUCUAAUAAUGUCAGCGGAGCAUGCAGCAAUGUCAACAAGAAAGGAGUUGCCAAAAAGUUUAGGAAAAUUGCUGGUAUAUACUCAGAGAUAGAGUUCAGAAAUAGCUACAAUGAUUUCAGGAGAACGUAUCCCCAAGCCGCUGACUAUCUAGAUGACAGUGUUCAUGAGACAAAAUGGGCAAGAUGUAAAUUUCCGGGAGAAAGGUACAACAUAGAUACAACCAACACAGUUGAAUCUAUCAAUGGUGUUUUAAAGGAACCAAGGAAAUAUGCGUUGUUGCCAAUGAUUGAUGUGGUGGUGGGGAAGAUUGUAGAAUGGUUUAACAAAUAUCGAGAUUUAUCUUUACGUGUACCAGAGAGGCAGAUACUAGUACCGCACGUGCAUGGGAUAUUGCAUCACAAUUAUCCGAAGGCAAAAAAGCUAGAGGUGAGGGAGUUAAACAAAUUUGAACGUCACUACAAUGUGAUUGGAAAGGACGGUCAAGGUUAUUUUGUUGAUUUGAGCAACAGAAGUUGCUACUGUAGGUGUUUUGAUAUUGACCGGUAUCCUUGUGUGCAUGCACUUGCUGCUAUUAUAGCACGUGGAGAAAUGGCUGAACAUUAUUGUUCUAGGUAUUACUGGAUGGAGCAGUGGACUUUGGCAUAUUACAGGACAGUAUAUCCAGUGCCUCAUCAUUCAUCAUGGGAAAGUUACGGAAUUCCUGAAGAAAUCCGAUCUCGGGUUGUCUUCCCUCCGUAUGUGGAGAAAAAGAAAGGAAGACUACAAGUUACUAGAUUCCCAUCUGCAGGAGAAUAUCGGAGGAAGAAAAAGAAGAAGUACCCACCGUUGGUUGGUGAAAAUGAUGGAAGUGACAGUGAUGGAAGUGGCAGCGAGGAAAGUAGCAGCGAGGGAGGUGGCAACGAGGGAGGUGGCAACGAGGAAAAUGUUGAAUGA
Molecule: messenger RNA, 2340 nt
Organism: Raphanus sativus (radish)
Lineage: Eukaryota; Viridiplantae; Streptophyta; Magnoliopsida; Brassicales; Brassicaceae
Exons: 1
Coding region: 1-2340 (779 amino acids)
Molecular function (GO): zinc ion binding
Source: RefSeq, a predicted model, not a curated record